AAAGUGAGCACGUUGUCCAUGUGCAUGCUCUUACUAAAAUUUUCAAGUAAAAAUAAAAGUCAAAGGUUGACUCACUGUGGAGACCUUUUUGUUAAUUGGCCCUAAUCAGUUUUUUCCUAAUAAAGUUCCAAUUUUUAUGUUCUUUUAGUCAGUUAACACUUCUAAAAAAAAUGAUAUUUACUCUUGGAGAUUGUUCAGGCUCUUAGAUCAGAUCCAAUCUAUGUCAUCAACAACAACAAUGGACCUUUCUUUGUUCACUCCCACAACCCAAAUUCCAAACCAUCAACUACCCAUUUUUUCUAAACCAAUUUUGAGUCCCAAAAUCACCUUUUCAGUUCCCAGAAAGAUAAAGCUGUUAACAGUUACAACAACAGCAAUGAAAAAGCCACUCAUCGAAGGUGUAAGCCAUGAGCUUAAUUCAAUUGCUUCUCAAAAUCUUGACCAAGCCCCUGCUCGUAGAAGGGUUCGAUUAGCUUUCACUCAAGUUCAACAACAGCUUGAUCAUUGCUUAUUCAAGUUGGCUCCUUCUGGGAUUAGAACAGAAGAGUGGUAUGAGAGAAAUUCAAAGGGACUGGAAAUCUUUUGUAAGAAAUGGAUACCAGAAGAAAGUGUUGCAGUAAAAGGUGCUUUGUUCUUUUGCCAUGGCUAUGGUGAUACUUGCACUUUCUUCUUUGAAGGUAUUGCCAGGCACAUUGCUGCUGCUGGAUAUGCUGUAUAUGCUAUGGACCAUCCAGGCUUUGGUCUCUCUGAAGGGUUACACGGCUACAUUCAUAGCUUCGACGAAUUAGCCGAUAAUGUCACCGAUAUCUACAGAAAGAUUAAACAAAGACCUGAAUUGAAAGGUUUACCCCAUUUUAUAUUGGGACAAUCCAUGGGGGGAGCUGUUACUCUUAAAGUUCAUCUCAAGGUACCAAAUGAAUGGGAUGGAGUAAUUCUUGUGGCCCCUAUGUGUAAAAUUGCAGAAGACAUGAAACCUCCACUACCUAUUUUGAAGAUUCUAACACUUAUGUCAAGAGUUAUGCCAAAAGCAAAGCUUAUUCCAGCAAAGGAUUUAGCUGAGCUUGCCUUUCGGGAUGAGAGGAAAAGGGAAAUGGCCGUCUACAAUGUGAUAUGUUACAGCGACCGAACAAGACUAAGAACAGCAGUGGAAUUACUUGACGCUACUAGUGAAAUCGAAAGACGUCUUGAAGAGGUGUCAUCUCCAUUGCUAAUUCUUCAUGGAGCUAAAGAUAGAGUUACAGAUCCUCAAGUGAGCCAAUUUUUGUAUGAGAAAGCCUCUAGCAAAGACAAAACUCUUAAACUAUAUGAAGAAGGCUAUCAUUGCAUACUUGAAGGAGAACCUGAUGAGAGAAUUCUUACUGUCCUUAAAGAUAUUACCACUUGGCUGGAUUUUAGGAGUUCCUCUAAACAAAACUAAAUUAUUAAACUUCUUUGGCUAUUCAUUCAUGUUUAGCUAUUCUUUCUCUUUCUCUUUUCUCUUUAAGUUGUUAUUCAAGUUUGAAAAAAACCAAGUUGUAAUAUGGAUUCCAAGAAGUUGUAAUGGUGUAGCCCACAACAUGGUGAGGUGGGCUAAUUUUGGUGACCAAUCAACAUGGUGUUAUAGCUCUGGAUAGCAUUGAUAGGAAUCUGAAGUUUUUUUUUAAGUUUUUAGUUUUUGUUUCUGUACUGGUGAACGUUGCUUAUUAAUAGGCGGAGGGGUCUUUUCAUUCAAUAAAACUCAAUUGUAUAUGUUUAGGAAGUCUACAUUAAGGCUAACCUAAUUUAUGGAUCUUGUGAUUGGGUGAUAUAGUUCGGAAAUUAGUAGACAAUAAAAUUUUAAUAUAUGUAUUGUUUUUGUUA
This is a messenger RNA of Cannabis sativa, 1839 nucleotides long. RefSeq names its product caffeoylshikimate esterase. Lineage: Eukaryota; Viridiplantae; Streptophyta; Magnoliopsida; Rosales; Cannabaceae. Gene Ontology annotation, cellular component: membrane. The coding region runs from base 221 to 1417 and encodes 398 amino acids. The record is from RefSeq and is a predicted model, not a curated record. Gene Ontology annotation, molecular function: lipase activity. The transcript has 8 exons.